AUGUUAGGCCGGAAGGAGUGGCGCCGCCGCUGGGGCUACCGGAGAGCCAACGAUGGGCCCCGGGAGUGGGUCCUGGAGGUGCCCGACUCCGCCGACCCCCAUGAGGACCAGUUCACCAAACGCGCGGCCGCCAAGAGGGAGCGAGUGGCCAAGAACGAGCUGAACCGGCUGCGGAACAUCGCCAGGGCCCAGAAGCACAAGGUGCCCGGCGUGGGGCUCGCCCCCACCCCGCAGCCCAGCAAAGCCGAGCUCGGCCAAGCCAUUCGCGUGGCCAGGACCUCCACCGCCUCGGCCGGCAGGUUUCAGCAGAAGCUGCCCCGGGAGCAGCCGGCGGCGGCCAGGAGCGCCGGCCAGAGGAGGCAGUUCCAGCCGCUGAUCGGAGACUUCUCGGCGGAGGCGCGGCGGCAGCUGGAACUCCUCGACGUUAUCUCCAGCAAGAAGCCCAGGCUGGACACCACCAAGGCCGCCAACAGGCAACUGCGGGAGGACGACCAGGAGCAGGCGGCGAAACGGAAGAAAAUGCGGCCAAAAGGCAGGAAAGGAGGAAAAAGUCAGAACCGCAAUAGUAAGGGGAAAGGUCAACAUCGGAAAUCAGGCAUGAAACAGCCUGGGAAGAGAAAAUGAGCCUGACUGAACUGUUAAAUACUGUACUCUAAAACAAGAGUACGUUAUAAUUUUGCGAAGACAUACCUUAUUUCUUUUUUAAGAAUUUAUGUUCCUACAGUUGUUUUUCAUGAACUUAAA
Molecule: messenger RNA, 744 nt
Organism: Hemiscyllium ocellatum (epaulette shark)
Lineage: Eukaryota; Metazoa; Chordata; Chondrichthyes; Orectolobiformes; Hemiscylliidae
Product: ribosome biogenesis regulatory protein homolog
Exons: 1
Coding region: 1-624 (207 amino acids)
Biological process (GO): ribosome biogenesis; ribosomal large subunit export from nucleus; ribosomal large subunit biogenesis
Cellular component (GO): nucleus; nucleolus; preribosome, large subunit precursor
Molecular function (GO): protein binding
Source: RefSeq, a predicted model, not a curated record